GGGGGCUCGGUCCGGCCCGGUCCGGCAGGGGCAGCGCGGGGCUGGUGCCUGCCCGGGGGGCCGAUUCCCGCUCCAGUCAGAGCGGAUUCGUGGGUGUGGCUGCUACUGAAGUAAAGAUUGAAAGGAGCUCAGAUGACAACGAAAGCAAACGUUCCUGUGACAGCAGGAUCCAUCGCUGUCCCUUAUGGGCACGUGAUUGGAAAUGAGAAGUGGAGGGGGUCAGAGAUAGCCCAAAGUCUGCAAGGGAAAAUUAAACUCAUCUUUGAAGAUGGCUUAGGACUUGUGGAUUUUCAUAUCUCAAGCAGAACUUGCAUUUUAUAUAUCUCUGAAGCAGAUUUGGUUGCAGGGGAUGAAUUCAAACGAAGAUUAGUUCGAUUUAGAAAUGCCAGCAGUCUUGGUGCAAUUGUAAUUGUAGAGAAAACCCAAAUAAGUGAUCAGUACUUCUUAGCAGUACAAAAGCUUGUUGUGCUAGAACUUGGAAUGGUGUUGCUUCCCGUAGCAAAUAAAGGAGAAGCUUCUCAACUUAUUGCUCAACUAGUCCGAGAACAAAGUAAGGAUCCCAGCAGAAACCCUUUCCUUCGUCAAAAGUGUUCUCAGCUGGCAGAACCGGCAGUGUUUCGGACGGUGCAACAAAUUCCAGGAGUUGGGAAAACAAAAGCUCUGCUUUUACUGCAGCAGUUUGGAAGCAUCCACCGACUUUGUAAUGCAUCUGUCAACGAGCUUGAGCAAGUAGUUGGGCAAACGGUAGCACAACAAAUUCACACUUUUUUAUGUUCCUGACAUCCAGAGACCUUCUGUUUAUUUUUUAAUUGUGAAUUAUAAUUUUUUUGUUUUAAUAAUCACAUAUUAAGGUUAUUUCUGUAAUUGUAUCAACUGGAGGAUAUUGGCUAGUUGUCUAGAUACUACUCUGCGGCUGCUUUUUUACAGGUGUUCUGCUCACAUAAAUUGAGCUGUGAAAAUUGCCUUGAAAGGAGGGGCUGUAAGGUGUUUUUCAAUUGUUUUGCAUAAACCCCAGAAAGCUGUCAUCUUCAGCAUCCACGAGAAAAAAUGGAAAUGCAAUUUGCAUGCUUAUUUUUGUCUUCCAGAGAUUUUUAUGGGUGGUGUUAUCUUAGUUACUGGAAAUGUGAGUUAAUGUGCUUUUAAAAAGUCAGCAUAUGUUGCUUUAUAGUAAUAUCUUUGACUUAAAACUUUUUGGAAUUCUUUUGGAAAGUUCUACUGGAAUACAGCCUUGGUUUUACACUAACUUCUCUGGUUUCUUCUUCUGUUCACAGAGCGUUAUCAAAUUUAUUCCUUUCCAUGUAAUAUCCAGAAUCUUGAUUAGUUCGUAUUGUGCUUUUGAAUGUAGGCUGAGAUAAUAAUUAUCAAUUGCAAUAUAUUUUGACAUUGAGUGUCAAUUGUACUUUUAGUUCUAUUUCAAAUUAUAAUCCUACCCCAUUUACUAAGAGUAAACCUGCCUUUUGGCUUAUGUACCCAUUAAGGAGUUAGGAGAAAAGCUUCUUUCAUUCUGUGUGAGUUUUGGGUCUCAUCAGGAAGGCAACUGAGCAGGAUUUUCAGCUUCCUUUUGUAAACUAAAGAGAUAAGAAAAUAGAACCUUGGUACCUCUGUAACCAAUCUUAUCCACUGGUUUGUGUGGUCAGCUUACAGACUUUUUAUUUAUACUGAUUCCUUUCGUGGGAUGAAA
Calypte anna (Anna's hummingbird) is the source of this 1681-nucleotide messenger RNA. It is a transcript of the gene FAAP24, whose product is annotated as FA core complex associated protein 24. Gene Ontology annotation, molecular function: chromatin binding. Gene Ontology annotation, cellular component: Fanconi anaemia nuclear complex. Gene Ontology annotation, biological process: interstrand cross-link repair. NCBI's taxonomy places the organism in Eukaryota, Metazoa, Chordata, Aves, Apodiformes, Trochilidae. The record is from RefSeq and is a predicted model, not a curated record. Bases 133 to 780 code for a protein of 215 amino acids. The transcript has 5 exons.